Molecule: messenger RNA, 1500 nt
Organism: Penicillium mononematosum
Lineage: Eukaryota; Fungi; Ascomycota; Eurotiomycetes; Eurotiales; Aspergillaceae
Product: C2H2-type zinc finger protein
Exons: 1
Coding region: 1-1500 (499 amino acids)
Biological process (GO): regulation of transcription by RNA polymerase II
Cellular component (GO): nucleus
Source: RefSeq, a predicted model, not a curated record
AUGAUCUAUGAGGAGACUCACUCUGAUGCUGAGUACUCGGCUCCUGGUACUCCGAGCUCAAUGAGCGAAGACAUGGACGAAUCUCCGGCGACCCCAAUCUCGGCCACCUCUUCCCGACAAAUAUUCCCAUCCGAGCGGAAAAUGCUACCUUGCCCGUUCGAGGGGUGCGAUAAGUCCUACAAUCGUCCGGCUCGACUCCAGGAGCAUAUUCGAUCACACAACAACGAAAGAAUCUUCAAGUGUGAGGACUGCGACAAGGCAUUUUUACGCACUUCCCACCUUCAACAUCAUGUCAAGAGUGUCCAUACAGGUGUUCGAGACUUCGUGUGCGACUACCCAGGUUGUGAGAAGAGCUUUGUGAACGGGUCACGGCUUCGCCGUCACGCCGCUACGCAUGAUGGCGAUGACAAGUACCGCUGUACCGAGUACCCACCUUGCGAGGAGACAUUCCGGAAGCACUCGACACUACAGCAGCACGUCAUGCUUGUCCACUUGAACCAGAAGCCAUUUCCAUGUAAAUUCGUGGACCCAAAGACCAAGGAGAAAUGCAACAUGGCCUUCGACAAGCCUGGUAAUCUACGAACCCACCAGAGCAGGGUCCAUUCCGAGAAGCGAUUCACUUGCGCAGAAUGUGCCGAAAAGAUGGAUGCUCAAUCGUCAGAUAUGGCCGACGACAAUACAACACAAGAUAUAUCAUUCCCCACAUAUGCCAGUUUACAAAGCCACAUUCGAAUUGUUCACCCACCCGCAUGUCCCGAGUGUCCAUUAGUCUGUUCCACAGCACGAGGGCUACGGCGCCACAUCGAGAUAGCCCAUGGGGACGUCACUCUGGAAGAACGAAAGAUCUUCCCCUGCACUUACCCCGGCUGCGACCGCAGCUUCACCAAGCAAGGCAACCUAAACGUCCACACUCGCACAGUCCACGAAGGCCAAAGACAGUUCGUCUGCGGCGAAACCGAUCUCUCAAACAACGAAAAAGUGGAGGGGUGGGAUGGCGUCGGCUGCGGCAAACGCUACGGCAACAACUCGACACUUAUUGAACACAUCCGCUGCACACACCUGGGAUACCCGAGUGCCAGACAACGACGUAACGCAAAAAAGGCGGCCAAAAAGCCGCAGAAUUCCGUUUCCACUCUUUCUGCUCUCACGGGCCAAGGCUACGCCGAGGAAACAGGACGGCAGAUCGCUUGCUUUUACCCGGAGUCGUGCCCGCAUCGUUUCCAUCGCAACUACGAUUUGUGGGUGCACAUGACUACCAAACACAGCUGCACCGAAGACGAGGUGCAAAAUCUCUUCAUGCAGCGCGCGUUGCUUACCGACGAAACCGCCCCCGGCGUCAACUCGCUGGGUAUCUAUGGUCUUGGAUAUGAUCAGGAUGGUCGGUCUUACUACGCGGCAGGAGACCACUCCUCGGAUGCUGCUUUCGGCUCACAGUCGAACGAUUCGUCUUAUCUCCCUAGUCAGCCGGGGUUGGAUUCUGAUUAUUUGAUGCAAUAUUGA